Molecule: messenger RNA, 1152 nt
Organism: Paracoccidioides brasiliensis Pb18
Exons: 1
Coding region: 1-1152 (383 amino acids)
Source: RefSeq, a predicted model, not a curated record
AUGCCCCACAAACACAAACGACGGCAAAGAGACGAUGAGUAUGAAACCCUCAACCGUACGAACCUAGGUAAUAAUCUCCAUUCUAACCAAUGUCUUCUCAUCUACAGCGACAACUUUGACCUUCCCCCGACAAAGAUCGCAAAGCCCCUCCCGGCAUUUAUCAGUAAUGGAGACUCCAAAGAAACCUCAAACAAACGGCGCCAGUCGAAAAAGUCCGUCCAGAACCCCUUCAUAGAUGAUACCCCGAAAGCAUUUAUGCGCAUGAUGCAGCAGUUUCAAAAAGCCACCUCUUCAAGCGCCCCGCGCACUCCAUCCUGGCAGGAAGAUGGCGGGACGAAGUCCAAUAGGCAACGUAAAAGGGGAGGAGAACGUGAAGUUGGCGCACUGAUUGCAAAUACAACGACAUCUUCGCAAUCGCAACCUGCUUCCUCCUCUUAUUCUAUUCCGAAAAUCCUCCCCGGUGAGCGCAUGUCCGAUUUCGCUGCACGUGUCGACCAAGCUCUACCCCUGUCCGGCAUCUCGAAGAAAUCUGGCACGUCAAGCAUAAGCAAGGAUCCUGCGCUGAAGAACCUGCGAGAACAAAGACAGACAAAACAUGAGCGGAGACUUCUGCGUCUACAGCGGGAAUGGAGAGCCGAAGAAGCGCGGAUUAGGGAGCGGGAAGAGGCUGAGCGCGAGGAAAGGGAGGCGGAGCAGGACGAGGUCAAUGAGCAGUGGAAGGCGUGGGAGGAGGAGGCGGGCUUGACGAAGAAGAAAAAGAAGGCUGCAGCGAAGACUAGGAAGAAUAAGAAGAACAAUACAAGGAAAGGGAAAGCUGGUCUGUUGGAUGGGAAUGCAAGUGAUCGCGACACCGAGGGCAACGACAACGAAGGUGACGACGACAACGACGAUGAUGACGAUCCAUGGGCUAAGCUUAAUCGAAAAGCGAAGGCUAUGCAGCCUGUUAAUCCGUUUGAGGUUGUCCAGGCUCCUCCUGCACAGUUGACGAAGCCGAAGGAGAAGUUCAAGAUGAGAGGCGUGGGUGGUGCGGUGGUCAAUGUUGCCAACGUUCCGGCGGCAGCGGGGAGUCUGCGGGCCAGAGAGGAGCUUGCGGAACACAGGCAAAGUAUUGUGGAUGAGUAUAGGAAAAUGAUCGCAACCAAGAGGGGGUAA